AUCUCAUCAUAGGUUGAUCAACUAGCUCAAAUUUCUAUCAUUUCUGGCAAAGAAAAUUCUUUACAAAUUACAAAACAUUGUUUGUAAACUUUUUUCAAAACAAAAACAACAACAACAAUCUCCGUGAUAAUGAUGGAGAUUCCACCAUCGAUUACAAAUUUAAUGAAUGAUGAUGACAGUGAUGAUAAUAUCCUUCCAAAACAACAACAUAGUGAUGUGAAAAUUGUUAAAAAUUCACCAGCAACAAAUGUUAUUGAACCACAGUCAUCAUCAGUGAAUGUACCAAAUCAAUUCGAACAACGACCACCACCACGUUUAUAUCUUUUAUAUGGAAUAAUUAUAUUACAAACAGUAAUAUUUAUAUCGGAAAUAAUUAUCGAUCAAAUGGUACAUUCAAUGCUUAUAUUGGCUGAUGCAUAUCAUCAUUUAUUUAAUUCAUUCAAUGCAAUAUUAUUGGUCGUUUGUUAUAAGAUUUCCAAUCAAAUAACCGUUAAAAAUACAUUCGGUUGGGUACGAACCGAAUUACUUGGAAUGUUAACAAUGAUUACAUUUAUUGUUGCGUUAAUAUUUUCAUUACUAAUUGAAGGUGCUUUACAAUUAUUACAUUUACAUGAAAUUGCUGGUCCAACAAAUCCAAAAAUUUUAAUUAUUUUUGGUGUUUGGAGUUUGAUUGUUAACAUUUUAUAUGUAUUAACAAUCAAUGGCGUUAUGACCGAUAAGAAAUAUAAACAAACAACACAAAAAGAACGUUCAUUUUCAACGGCCAAAUGUCAACGUCGUCGUUUAUCAUUAUCAUCAUUAUCAUCAUCAACGAAAAAAUCCGAAACAAAAACAAAUAAAAAUACAAUUUUAAUCAAAACAGCUAAAUUAACUAAAACAACUAUUUCAACAACAACAACAACAACACCAACAUUUCCACGUAAUAAAAUUCAAGAACCGGAUGAAAAUAUUGAUUUAAUCAAUAAUGAUGAUGAUGAUGAUAAUGAUAAUAAUCAUCGUACAGCAACAAUGGAUCCAACAUCAUUAAUGGAUGAAGCAUAUCGUAUUGAAUUUAGUGCAUCACCAUUACCACAAUCAUCAUCAUCAUCAUCUGAAUCUGAUUGUUUUUGUCGUUCAUUCAUACAGGGAAUAUUAAGUCCUUGUUUUGUUAUAUUUUGUAGUUUUCUUAUUACAUUAGCACAACAUGGUAAUUUACAAGGUUAUUGGGAAAUGACAACCGUUGAAAUGAUUGAUCCACUUAUUGGUAUUAUAACGGCAAUUAGUUUAUGUAUAACAUUUUAUCCACAAUUGAAAAAUACUUUUUUAAUUCUAAUGCAAACAGUACCGGAAGGUGUAAAUAUUGUUCAAUUAAAACGUGAAUUACUUGAUCGUUUUCAAAUGAUUGAAAAUAUUCAUGAAUUUCAUAUUUGGUUAUUGAAUGCAUCGGAUAUUGUCGUAACAUGUCAUAUUGUUUUACCACCACAAAAUACAGCCGAAUAUAGUCGAUUAUUUGAUGAAAUUAAACAAUUUCUUCAACAAAAAUAUGGUAUACGUUAUAUAACAAUACAGCCAGAAUUUACAACAAAUAAUAAUAAUAAUAAUAAUUAUAAUUAUAAUCAUCAUUAUCAUAAUUAUCAAAUUGAACGUGAUCAACGUAGAUAUUCAAGUAAUCAUUGUAAUAAUCAAUGUUUAGUUAAAUGUCCAUGUGAUAGUGAUGGUAAAUGUGAUCAAUGUUUAAUUAAAAGUUGUUGUAAUAAUAAUGAUAUAACAACAACAACAACAAUCGAUAGUAUUGUUGUUGUUGACCAUCACCAUCAUUCGAAUAUUCGUUCUGAAACAUAAAACACAUAACAUUCGAUUAUAUAAUCAAUCAAGAAUUUUUAUUAUAUUUUUUUUUGAAAUUUAUUCUUCUUUAAAAAAUUUUUUUUUAAUAAAUUAAAAUAUCAAAACAAU
Messenger RNA from Dermatophagoides pteronyssinus (European house dust mite), 1932 nucleotides. RefSeq names its product proton-coupled zinc antiporter SLC30A1-like. Gene Ontology annotation, biological process: detoxification of zinc ion; intracellular zinc ion homeostasis; zinc ion transmembrane transport. NCBI's taxonomy places the organism in Eukaryota, Metazoa, Arthropoda, Arachnida, Sarcoptiformes, Pyroglyphidae. Gene Ontology annotation, cellular component: membrane. Gene Ontology annotation, molecular function: zinc ion transmembrane transporter activity. The record is from RefSeq and is a predicted model, not a curated record.